Molecule: messenger RNA, 554 nt
Organism: Rhipicephalus microplus (southern cattle tick)
Lineage: Eukaryota; Metazoa; Arthropoda; Arachnida; Ixodida; Ixodidae
Product: amblin
Molecular function (GO): serine-type endopeptidase inhibitor activity
Source: RefSeq, a predicted model, not a curated record
CUCAACCCGAACUGUCCUGCAGCGCCAAACCAAACCCGGGUAAUUGCCAAAGCCUACCGCCCGAUGUGGUAUUUCGACGCUGAAGUGGGCUACUGUCGCGGCUUCGUCUACGGCGGCUGUGGCGGAAACAGAAACACCUACCCGAAUUGCCUGGCUUGCAUGAGCCGGUGCACAAAUUACAAUCCCUAUUUGAUGUGCCGGUACCUUGAGUAUGAGUUCUUCAAAAAGUUCAUCGCGGGCAAGCUCAUGGUUCCUCCACCACACGUUUCUACGGGGGCGACCUCACAGUUCCCACCGGCGGGACCGGGAACAACGAUGGCACAGCCAAUGUCGCCAAUAAUGGUGGCACAACCGACGUCGAUGAACGCGGUAGCACAACCAUCCCUUGCCACACAGCCGGCAACAGAGAAUGGGAACGCACCGGUAUGGAGGGCUGCUGUACCUUCUGGCGUAAGGUCAGAACUGCGCGUUGAAGACACGCUUGUGAAGGGUUCCAGUUAGCAAGAUUGUUUUUAAGAGAUUGAAAUAAAUAAUAAUGUGUUGAGAAACCUUUG